AUGAACGUAACUACAGUUAAAGAAAAAGAUAGAAACCGUUCCAGCUCAGUGGAGCGACAGACGCGGCAGGCAGUGACGCGACCGCGACGCGCUGCAACGCCACCGCCGCUGCAGCUGACGUCACGGUCGGAGCUAGAGCAGAGCAGCGCCAGCGACAUCUUCAGGCUGGACUCGCAGGAGUUCAGCACAACGAGCAGAGCAGCCUUGGCGCGCGAGGCGCAGCUGCUGCAGUUGCAGCAGCAGCAGCAGCAACUGAUGGAGUCGUCGCCGUGGCUGCCGCAGUGGCAGCUGCGCAGCCGACCCGGGCAGCGCCGCCUGACCUUCGAGCAGUGGCUGCUGCGCAAAAGGAGUCAGGAGUCGAUGCGUCGCCGCCAGAGCCGACGCGAGGCGCAGCGGGUGCAGCAGGCGAAGCAGCUGCGCCAGCAGAUGGCCCAGAAGAGCUAUGCGGAGUGGCUGACCGCGAAGAAGAAGCGGCUGCUGCUGAAGGAGUCGCGUUUCGAUGAGGCGCUGGCAGCGGAGAUCGCGACGCUCCAGAGGCAGCGGCAAAGCCAACAUUCGCUGCAGCAGUGGAAGCAGCGCAAGCAGCAGGAGGCGCAGCAGCGGCGCGAGCGGCAGGAGCAGGUGCAGCAGGAGGACGAAGCGAACGAGAAGCUGCGCGAGCAGCUCAGCCAUCUCGCCUGGCAGCGCUGGAUCUCGCGACAGGCGAUCAAGGCGCCACCGCAGCUGCAGGCCAUGCAGAAGCUCCGCCAGCAGCAACAGCUGCAGCCGCAGCAGCAGCCGCGGCGCGACAGACUGAGAAUGUCGGCCGCUGCUGCUGCUGCUGCUGCCGCUACUGCGCCGCGGCAGCGCAAGCAAUCGCACCCAAUCACCUCGCUCUAUCUGCAGGUGCCGCUGUCGGUGGCGCAGCGCUCGCUGCGUCGCCGUCUGCAGAGCCUUAGCUCGCUGGAGCACUCAACGCGGCGCUUGCGCUGAGCGAGCCAAAAGAGCUUUUCCCUAAAGCUUUAAGCUGCUUGCGAUCAAGCUAACCGACGGACUUCAAAGUAAGGAAGCUUUUGCAAAAGCUUUUGCUAAAUACCAAACUUUGUCAUUGCUCUCCAAUCAUAUACAUGAAGCAAGCAGCCUCGCUAGAGCUUUCGCUGAAUCCGUAAGCUUCUCAUCAGUUUUUCCCGUUCAGCCAUCUGUUAACGUAUCUAGACAGUUCAAGCUAGUCAGCUUUAGGCCACACAUAAAUCAAAGACAAUAAAAUCAA
Drosophila arizonae is the source of this 1249-nucleotide messenger RNA. RefSeq lists its product as uncharacterized. The record is from RefSeq and is a predicted model, not a curated record. Lineage: Eukaryota; Metazoa; Arthropoda; Insecta; Diptera; Drosophilidae.